UUGAAAAGCAAAAUCGAACAGUUACUAAUGAUUUAGCUCCACAAGGCCUGUCUCCAGAACAUUACCUAACAAGAGUUGCUCAAAUGGUAGUUAACACAAUUUUCAAUACAUCUAACCUUAAUGAAACUUGCUUCGGAAAAUCCAAAUUAUUGGAAGAUAAAGAAAUUGAUGUCUUUUUAGAUUCAGAAAAUAAGAAAAGGGUUAGUGAUGAGAUAAGGCAGAGAAAUAUGGAAAAAAAGCUAUUACAUAGUAAUGAAGCUUCUGCUUCUCGGGAUGCUUCAACGGGAUCUGAAAAGACAAUAACAUCUUUAUAUGAUACAAAAACCGUGACAAAAUGUCACGAUCUUAACAAUUCUGAUAUUACCUCCGAAAUACUUGAAUCAUACAAUCAAAUCGUAGAAGGUUUAAUACAAGAGAUGACCUAUGAUCAAGCAAAAAAUAUUGUUUCUUCCGAAAUCAAUCCUUUAUAUUUAAAUAAUGAUAAGUAUAUGGCUCCGGAUUCUGUGCAAAGUUUAUCUGACUUAUUUGAUAAAGCAAUUAAAUCUGGUCAAAAACAAAUUUUAAAUUGGUAUUAUUAUUCUCUAGAAUUCGAAAAUAACAUUAAAAGCCUUACAGCAGAUGGUCAGAUUAAAGAUAAAACAGCAAGAUCAAAAAUAUAUAAGGAAAUGAAACCUUUUCUACCUAAUAUCACAGAUGCAAAUUUGCGUAAGAAAACUGAAAGAGCGAGAAAAAUUCUUAAGCUAUUUGGUGAUAGAGGAGUAGGCAUAGAUAAAAUCGAAUACAUUACAUAUAGUGCAAGUACAAUUUCGGGAUUGAAAAAUACUCAAAUUCAGCAUAUCAUAAAUGAGGUGACUUCAAAAACUGUGACAAACUGUCACGAUCAGAUUAAUGUAGAAUUAAAUGUUUCAGUUACAUCAUCUCGUCAACCAAUUCCUAGAACUAAUCCAAAUAAGAUGGAAUGUCUUUAUCAAUAUGCCAUCGAACAUGGAAUGGAUCCCGAUAAAUUUUCAGUCAUUACUGAGGCUGAGAAAAAUAGGUGGGCCAUGGGAUGUUUUCGUGAGGACUUGGAGAGGGAUAUACGGUUCUAUCGCGGUGGAAUAAAAAGUAAAGAAGACCCUAGAAAAUAUCGUAAAUUUUUAACAGAUCGGGAGAGGCUGGUUGGUGAAGAGUUAUUACGUCGCAGUAUACUAAAAAGCGGUUUAAGUACUGCAUGGUUAGAUAAUCUGAUGAAAGAAUGGGAAGAAAUCUACACUCAAUUCAUACAAAUUUUUAGCCAGACAUAG
This is a messenger RNA of Paraglomus brasilianum, 1283 nucleotides long. The record is from the annotation of a GenBank genome assembly. Lineage: Eukaryota; Fungi; Glomeromycota; Glomeromycetes; Paraglomerales; Paraglomeraceae.